CUGGACAGCAGCUCUGGGCAGGCAAUGCUGAGGCCACAACCCGGUAGCACAGAGGACAAGGAAAGCCCAGUCCAGGAGGAGCAGGACAAGGCUAUGCAGGCAGACAUGCUCCGCACCGUUGCCUCUAGCAACACCCAAUUUGCCUUGGACCUUUACAAGCUGUUGGUCCUCAGGAGGCCUGGGGAGAAUGUCAUCUUCUCCCCCGUGAGCAUCUCCACCAGUGUGGCCUUGCUCGGCCUGGGGGCCCGAGGAACCACCCUGGCAGAGAUCAUGAAAGGCCUGAAGUUCAGCCCCACUGAGAGCCGCGUGGCCGACAUCCACCGGGGCUUCCAGCACCUCGUGCGCACACUCAACCAGCCCGGCGAGCAGCUGCAGCUCAGCAUGGGCAACGCCAUGUUCAUCCGAGAGCAGCUGGAGGUGCUGGCCUCGUUCCUGGAUGAAGCGCGCGCCCUGUACGCAGCCCAGGUUGUCCCCACUGACUUCGAGCAGCCGGCCGCCGCUGAGCAGCUCAUCAAUGACUUCGUCAGCAAUGAGACCCACGGGAAGAUCGUAGACCUGAUCCGCAACCUGGACCGGGACACGGCCCUGAUUCUGGUGAAUUACAUCUUCUUGAAAGCCAAGUGGGAGACACCCUUUGACCCAAGGGAUACCGUCAAUUCCAAGUUCUACUUGAGCAAUGGCCAAUGUGUGCAGGUGCCCAUGAUGAAGGUUGAGGACCUGACCGUACCCUACUUGUGGGAUGAAGCGCUGUCCUGCACCCUGGUGGAGCUGAAGUACUUAGGCAACGCCAGCGCCCUCCUCAUCCUCCCUGACCAGGGCAAAAUGCAGACGGUGGAAGCUGAGCUGCUCCCAGAGACCCUGGCCAGGUGGAGGAACAACCUGAAGCCCAGGUUCAUAGAUGCCAUCUACCUGCCCAAGUUUUCCAUCUCGGGCAGCUAUGAACUGCAGAGAAUUCUUCCCCAGGUGGGCAUCAGCGAAGCCUUCUCCACACAAUGUGACCUGUCAGGAAUCACAACACGUCCCAAACUAAAGGUCGCCCAGGUGGUGCACCGCGCUCUGCUUGAUGUGGCAGAGGAAGGCACUGAAGCCGCGGCCGCCACCGGAGUGAAAAUCAUACCUUAUUGUCUAAGGUUGAACCAAACAAUUAUACGAUUCGACAAGCCCUUUCUGAUGAACAUCUACAACACAAACAGUGACACCAUUCUCUUUCUCGCCAAAGUGGCCAACCCCAGUCAGUCACAGAGCUCCUAACUGAGCUGUGGGCUUUCACUGAGGAGCAGGGCUACACAUCCAACACGCAGGCCUGUGUGUGCAGCCCACGCUGCGUGAGCCCAGUGGCCAGGGCCACACUGGGGAGGUGGCAGUGACUCUGUGACAACCACACGGCUCUUCCUGAGGCUGUGGCCUCAGUAAACCCUCACCCUGGGCUUGGACUCUGUUCCUUUGCCCCUUCAUCCUGACCCCCUGUUUUCUCUGCGUCUGUCUGCCUCUCCCGGAAAGCCACUUUCCCCACCACGCGAUCAGCUCAUUCGCAACGCAAGCUCGUGUCCUUUCUGUCUUCAGCUUCAACAGCCUGGUCAGGUCCACAUGACCACAAAGUCAAAUCCACCUGCAUCUCAGGUCCAGCACUGAGAUGGGACUCUGUUGCUCUAAGCCCCUUCUGAACUCUGGGGCCACCUGGUGUCUUGAUUUGAGUGCAAUCUUUCCCCUCCAGUUCCCCAGGUUGUAUCACCCAUGGCCUCUUUCUGGGGCUCUAGACCCCCUGGAUCUUUCACUCCUGCAGCUCCUGGGGACCAGUUUUUGGUAACUCCCUACUAUCCACCACUCCUCCCAGCUCCUCCAAUUGAUUGCCAGUAGCUAUUUGUGGGUUCAUAGGAGGACUUCACCUGACCAAUGCUCCAUGACCUUUGCUUCAUAACACUCGUGGGAGCCUAGGAGCAAUGAGCACACAUUUGGGCAUUGACAGAUGUUCCCUCCAGACAAAGCAGUGGUCCUCAUGUCUCACCGUGGAGUACUACUAAACAUCCUCCUCCAGCCACCUGGAGAUGACUCAUUGAGACGCUGUGAUGGGCUCUGACCUAGAAGUUAUUACUCAUCCACUCACAGCUGAGGAAAUGGCAGCACAGAGACACCUGCACUAUCCCCAAGGCCAUGGAGUUAGUUGUUAUUUCAGUAGGUGUUAUCACAACCUGAGGGAGGAUGGAUGAACAAUCUGGAAACACAUGGGGUUCUGUGUCUGAAGACUGAAGGGUAGCAGAGCUGCUUCUGGCAUGGUGGCCAAGAAAAAGAGAGGAAGAGAAAAAGACGAGCUGUCCCCAUGGGUGUCUUCCUUUUUCUGUUGAAUUCCAUCCAGUCCCCCCAACCUGUGGCAGAGUGUCCCCACAUUCAGGGCAGCCCUGCCCCCCCUUCUCCUCUGUGGAAACACCAUCACAAAGCAAAAGUUUGCUUUUCUUUUUCUUCCUCAAUGCAACCAAGCCGAAUACCAAAUUAAAGGUCCUAUA
This is a messenger RNA of Perognathus longimembris pacificus (Pacific pocket mouse), 2501 nucleotides long. RefSeq names its product alpha-1-antichymotrypsin-like. Gene Ontology annotation, molecular function: serine-type endopeptidase inhibitor activity. Gene Ontology annotation, biological process: negative regulation of endopeptidase activity. The record is from RefSeq and is a predicted model, not a curated record. Bases 25 to 1251 code for a protein of 408 amino acids. The transcript has 5 exons. NCBI's taxonomy places the organism in Eukaryota, Metazoa, Chordata, Mammalia, Rodentia, Heteromyidae.